AUGUCACAACAAUACUUCGUAAUAGAUAAUGGAAGUUAUAAUAUCAAAGCUGGGUUUAAUAGUCAGAAUUCUCCAAUAAAACAUCAAAAUACGUUGAGUAAGGCGAGAGAUGGCCUUAUAUAUGUGGGUAACGAAUAUUUGGUUCAGACGAAUAAUUAUUCAGGAAUGAUAUUCAAGAGACCGUAUGACCAUGGACAUUUAAUAUCAUGGGAAACAGAGAAAGCUGUUUGGGAUUAUACAUUCAAUAAAGCCUCUCCAAAUCAGGAAUUAGAUACAUCCAUUACACAUUUGACGUUGACAGAAACGCCAUUUCAGUUACCUCAGUUGUCGAUGAAUACCGACCAAAUUGUAUUCGAAGAAUAUGGCUUCAAUGAGUACUAUCGAUGUGCACCUGCAUCUUUGGUUCCUUGGGGAAACUUAGGUUCAUCUGAAAAUAGUAAUAAUGAUUUCACCCUCGUAGUGGAUUCUGGGUAUAGUGGUACCUGGAUUGUGCCGAUAAUUUAUCAAAAUGUAUACUGGAAAGGAGUAAAGAAAUUACCCAUUGGUGGUGCUUCACUCAAUGGGCUACUUCGAGAAAUAAUAUCUUUUCGUCAUUACGAUAUAGCAGACGAACCUGUCCUAAUAAAUACCAUUAAAGAGAAAACAUGCUUUAUGGCAACCGAUUUUGAAAAAUCUCUAGCAAAUAGGAAGAAGUACAAAUGUGAAUUUAUUUUACCAGAUUUCAAAACUACUACCACUGGUUUUGUUAGAACUAAGGAUACCCCUGUCGAUACUACUGGUGAUGUUCAAUCUCUUGCACUUAUAGACGAGAGGUUUACAAUACCAGAAUCAUUUUACCAUCCGGAAAUUAUAUUCGACAACACUACGUCAAGUACUUCUACAAUCCAAAAUGCAUCUUUCAAAAAUAUAACCGAUUUAGUGGUGGAGUCUAUCAUGACAUGUCCUAAAGUGACACAGCCGUUAUUGCUGGGAAAUAUAAUAACUGUAGGGGGUAAUACAAACUUGUCUGGGUUCACUGAUCGUCUAAGAAAUGAAUUAGUCAAAGAAUUACCAAUAGAUUGGCAUGUAAAAGUAAAAGAGACAGAACAUAAUCCAGAUGAAGCAAGUUGGUAUGGUGGUGCUCAAUUGACAAAUGAUGAAAUCAUUAAGAAAAUAAGUAUAUCUAAAAAGGACUAUUUUGAGCAUGGAUCUAACUGGUGUCAAAAACAAUUUGGCUUCAAAAACUUAUAG
Messenger RNA from Debaryomyces fabryi, 1230 nucleotides. RefSeq lists its product as uncharacterized. Bases 1 to 1230 code for a protein of 409 amino acids. The record is from RefSeq and is a predicted model, not a curated record. NCBI's taxonomy places the organism in Eukaryota, Fungi, Ascomycota, Pichiomycetes, Serinales, Debaryomycetaceae. Gene Ontology annotation, cellular component: Swr1 complex. Gene Ontology annotation, molecular function: nucleosome binding. The transcript has a single exon.